CAUUACUGCCUAGUUUUCCUCUGCGGCGAGUUUACUACUCAUUUUGAUUUUGUAUUGUAUUCACCUAUAGCUUAAACUUCAUGAAAAGUAUUUGUUAAUUUACUUAAAUGGAUAAGUUUGUCAAGUGCAAAUUGCAUUUUCGAUACCUGUAUUUGUAUUAAGGUGUAUGGAAUGUGAAAACGAUGGAUUUGGUGAUUUCGAGGCAGCGGGCAAUGGGGGUGUCGUCGAGCGGGAGCGACAUGGUGGUGCGCGCGAGCUGCAACUGGAUGUCGCCGCUGCAGUGCCUGUUGCACCUGAUCCGGAGCCAGUGCUCCUCAGCAUGGACCCAGCUCAUGAAAACUUCUACUGGAAAGUUAAGCCCCCUGACACUCCCUUUAUGAACAACAUGGAGGAGAUCUCCUACUGGGUGCACACUAAACGUGCGCCAUGCCUCUACACAUAUGACAAAACCAAUAACAAGCCUAAAGAACAAGCCCAUUGCUCAAAGUAUAACUCUAAAAGUAAAGCAGUUAAAGAAGUGCCUUCUCCUAGGAAAAAAAAUAAGCGAAAACUGGUGCUGAUUGAUCAAGACUCUGUCUCAACUGAGAAAGAUCAAAGCGCAUUUUAUUUCACAUCGGAUACUCAGCCCCAAGUCUCCAAAAACAAUGUCAAAGCUAGCUCUAAUGGGUCUGAUGACGACUUCAUCAUUAAAAAAUCCUCAACAGUGGUUAAACCAAAAAGGAUGCGACUACAGAAAAAGAGCAAAAUGGAUUUUGAAAAAAAGAAUAAAAUGGUGACAUCAACUCCUAAAGUAACAGCUUUAAGACGCAGUCUUAGGAAGCUACAGAAAUCUUUAAAUGACAACCAAUUGGAUAGUACCAUUAAAGUAAUAAAUAAAACAUUGCCUCUAGAGCCUCCGCCGGCUUCACAAAAUUCACCAGAAAAUCAGAGCCCUAAACUUCCAAAUGAUGAGACGAAAACUAUUGCACCAGAUGUGGAAAUGGAAGAGCCACCCUGCAGCAAUGUUAAUGACAAGUCAAAGCCUGGGGUAGUUAACGGAAAAUUAGAAGAUGACAGUGAUGUAUCUGGUUUCACUGCUAAUUAUAUACGUUCUACUAAAACUCAUUUAACAAAGACUCCAAGGAAUAUGAGAAAUAAGAUUAACAGGACUUUUAUCAAGGAAUCACAAGAAAGCCCACAGAAACAGGAGAGCAAGACAAUUGUAUGUGUUAAUAAGUCUAUGAACACGGGGCCACAGGAUUCAACUAUUCUGAAUUACAGUACGGACUCAUCUCAGAAUGUCAUCAACUUGGUCACUUCGAAGCAGAAUUCUAAAGUCACAAGAGUUAGUCGCUCAACUUCCUUAUUGAAAUUUAUGAAUCCAAAGCAAUCUGAUAAUAAAGAAUGUAAUAAUGACAACGAGGUCAGCAAUGUUGAUGAAACCGCACAAUCAAAUGGCACGUCCAGGUAUCCUAAAAGACAACGGAAUUGUAACACCGAAAGCACUCCUACUAAAGUUAAUAAUACCAGAAGUGCUACAGAUAGACGUAAACGAAUCUGUAAAAAGUCGAGUGAAUUGACCAGCUCUGACCGCAAAGAAAACUCCGAAGAAGAGAUUGUUUCCCGAACGAGAAGCGGACGUAAGAUAAACCAGAGAGCGGGACAAAUGGACAACUCUGUUCUGGUUCUUAGCAACUCCACGGAACAAUUGAGUUCAAUGGCUGCGGUGAACGUGGCGGGCCCCACGGAGACUAACUUAUUGGAAAAUUCUGGAAAGAAGAAGCGUCAAAGUGUCAGGUGUACUCAGUUAAAAAAGUCUGCAGGUGAUAGACAGUUAUUGAAACGGGACUCUCGGGAUAAGAGUGGGUUUACAGCGUGCUUCUCCGACAGUGAUGAUGACUUUGAAUCGAAGCAGAGGAAGUUUUUCUGUUAGGGUGUAGGUCGCGCUAUUUGACUGUUUUCCUGUCAAUAUAAAAUGUUGCGUAGAAGCUAGUUCAAUGAUACUUGCCAGGUUAUUGUAUAUUUAUAUGGUUGGGCGUUCUGCAAUGCUUUAGCGAUUAAUGUGUGGCCAACAAAAUGCUGGUUCAUGUACUGACACGGGGACUUUGUUUCUGCGCAUAGCAUGCUUGCAUGCAUGCAUAGUUUUUGUAAAGUGAGAGGACAUUUUUGUUUAAUAUUCUUUUUUAAAAUAUUGCUGUGAGAUGUUUGCUUGAAUAAGAUUUUGAUGUUUCUUGCUUUAGUGUAAACACAAAAUUAGAAAUGUUUGUAUAAUAUUGAUACAAUACAACUAUAUAAAACGUAUUCAUAAAGUUAAUAUAUAAAAUGGUAAGAUUUGAAUGUUUGCUAUGUAAAUGCCAGUGGUGUAAAAUUUUGACUAUGACAUCACUCGGGAUGUUUACGUAGGAUUUUGUAUUUAUUUGCAGAGCGAUGGAUGUCUGCAGCAACUAGGGUAGUCUGCUUGUCACACAAAUGAGAUUUGUGAUCUAAAUUGUAUUAUAAAGUGCCAUUGUAAGUAUACAAAUGUAACCAGCGUAUGUAUUUUGUGACUAAAUACGAAGUUGUCUCAGUUGUGAGUUCAAUGUAUUUAUUGGAUUCUAUAACUGUAUAUCUUACGGUUUUUUGUAUUAAAUUGUAAUGUAUAAUAUUGCUUAUAAAAUUUCAUAGUAAAGGUAAUGUUAUCUUUUUAAAA
Molecule: messenger RNA, 2668 nt
Organism: Papilio polytes (common Mormon)
Lineage: Eukaryota; Metazoa; Arthropoda; Insecta; Lepidoptera; Papilionidae
Exons: 2
Coding region: 167-1912 (581 amino acids)
Source: RefSeq, a predicted model, not a curated record